AUGGGUUAUAUGAAUGGAAGGUUGGGUUUUGGGGUGACACUUUUUUCCCCCCUUUUCGGGUUACUCUUGAUAAUCAGAAGGUCGGGGACGCGGGCUCUGGUCUGCUUACCCUGCGACGAAUCCAAAUGCGAAGAGCCGAAGAGUUGCCCCGGUAGCAUCGUGCUGGGGAUCUGCGGUUGUUGUUUCAUGUGCGCUCGGCAACGCAACGAAAGCUGCGGGGGAGUCUACGGGCUGCACGGAGCUUGCGACCGGGGCUUGCGCUGUGUCAUCCGACCUCCGCUCAACGGGGACUCCAUCACCGAGUACGAAGUGGGCGUCUGUGAAGAUGAAAACUGGGAUGAUGAUCAGCUUCUUGGAUUCGAACCAUGCAAUGAAAACCUUAUAACAGGUUGUAACAUAAUCAACGGGAAAUGCGAAUGUGACACCAUUCGGACCUGUAAUAAUCCAUUUGAAUUUCCAAGCCGGGAUACUUGCCUGUCGGCCUUAAAAAGGAUUGAAGAAGAGAAACCUGACUGCUCUAAGGCCCGCUGUGAAGUCCAGUUUUCUCCUCGCUGUCCAGAAGAUUCCAUCUUGAUUGAAGGCUAUGCUCCUCCUGGUGAAUGCUGUCCACUCCCGAGCCGCUGUGUGUGUAAUCCUGCAGGCUGUUUGAGGAAAGUUUGCCAGCCUGGCUAUUUGAAUAUACUGGUUUCUAAGGCAUCAGGAAAGCCAGGGGAGUGCUGCGAUCUCUAUGAAUGUAAACCAGUGUUCAGUGUGGAUUGCAGCACAGUCGAAUGUCCUCCUGUUCAACAAGUUGUUUGCCCUCUGGAUAGCUAUGAAACCCAAGUCAGACUGACGGCUGAUGGCUGCUGUACCCUGCCCACAAGAUGCGAGUGUCUCUCUGAUCUUUGUGGUUUCCCCAUGUGCGAGGCAGGCUCCGUUCCCCAGAUAGUCUCGCGUGGAGAUGGAACACCUGGCAAGUGCUGUGAUGUCUUUGAAUGUGUCAAUGAAGUGAAGCCAACUUGUAUAUUUAACAGCAUGGAGUAUCAUGAUGGAGACAUGUUCCGAAUGGAUGCUUGUCGAUUUUGUCGAUGCCAAGGUGGAGUCUCUAUUUGUUUCUCUGCCCAGUGUGGUGAGCUACACUGCGACAGGUACUAUGUGCCAGAAGGAGAGUGCUGCCCUGUGUGUGAAGACCCAGUUUAUCCGGUGAAUAACCCUGCUGGCUGCUAUGCCAAUGGUCAGAUCCAGGCUCACGGAGACCGCUGGCGAGAGGACGACUGUACUUUCUGCCAGUGCAUCAAUGGAGAUCCACACUGCGUUGCAACAGCCUGUGGGCAGAGCUGUCUAAAUCCUGUUAAAGUCCCUGGGGAAUGCUGCCCGGUGUGUGAAGAACCAACAUACAUCACAAUAGGUCCACCCACCUGUGAGAUUUUGGUAAACUGCACUUUGACUGAAAAAGACUGUAUCUACAGCUUCAAACUGGACCAAAAUGGUUGCCGCAUUUGUCAGUGCAAAACUAGGGAGGAGCUGUGCACUGGCCUCAUUUCAGGCUGUUCCUUGGACUGUUCCUUCGGCUUCCAGACUGAUGUUCACAACUGCGAGAUCUGUCAGUGCCGACCGCGGCCAAAGAAGUGCAAACCCAUUGUAUGUGACAAGUACUGUCCCUUUGGAUACUUGAAGAACAAGCAUGGCUGUGAAAUCUGUCGCUGUAAGAAAUGCCCAGAACUGCCUUGUGGUAAAAUCUGUCCGAUGGGCUUCCAGCAGAACAAGCAUGGCUGCGUUAUCUGCAAGUGCAGAGAGGCAACUGCUUCUCUUAUGCCUCCCGUUAAAACAGGCUCUUGCCUGUCAAUGGAUGGGCGCCGGCAUGAGAAUGAGGAGAGCUGGCACGACGGCUGCAGAGAGUGUUACUGUCACAAUGGACGGGAAAUGUGUGCCUUGAUCACCUGCCCCGUUCCCAAUUGCGGCAACCCCACCAUAUAUCCAGGGCAGUGUUGCCCAUCAUGUCCAGAUGAAAUAAUUGUGCAGAAGCCAGAGCUUACCAGUCCAUCUAUCUGUCAUGCUCCUGGAGGGGAAUACUUUGUAGAAGGAGAGACAUGGAAUAUUGAUUCUUGCACACAAUGCACAUGCCACAGCGGACGUGUCCUUUGUGAGACUGAAGUCUGUCCACCCCUUCUUUGUCAAAAUCCCACCCGCACUCAAGACUCCUGCUGUCCGCAGUGCCCAGAUGAGCUUCCUCAACCCUCAUCAUCAAGCAAUGAGAGCAUGCCCAGUUAUUGCAAAAAUGAUGAAGGAGAUAUUUUUCUGACAGCUGAGUCCUGGAAACCCAAUGUCUGCACCAGUUGCAUUUGCAUGGAUGGUGUGAUUAGAUGCUACUCUGAGUCUUGCCCACCAGUAUCCUGUGAGAGACCUGUUUUGAGAAAGGGACAAUGUUGUCCUUACUGUAUUGAGGAUACAGUUCCAAAGAAAGUGGUCUGCCACUUCAACGGGAAAACAUACGCAGAUGAGGAACGCUGGGACAUUGACAGCUGCACACACUGCUACUGCCUGCAGGGUCAGACUCUCUGCUCCACCGUCAGCUGCCCACCCCUUCCUUGUGCUGAGCCCAUCAACGUGGAAGGAAGCUGCUGUCCCAUGUGUCCAGAGAUGUAUGUACCUGAACCUACUAACAUCCCCAUUGAGAAGACAAAUCAUCGAGCAGACAUGGAACUAGCAGUACCAAACUGGCCAACACCAAGUGAAAAUGACAUAAUCCACAUUCACAGAGACAUGAAUCAUCUCCAGGGGGAAUACAGAAGUGGUGGUGGACCGCACCCGAGUGAAGAUGCAUCAGUUAGCUCUAUUGCCUUGGUGGCAAUUCCUAUCACGAUAGCACUGUUACUGAUUAUCGUCCUUCUGCUCAUCAAUCAGAAGAAGCAGUGGAUUCCAGUGUCCUGCUACAAAACUCCAGCAAAGCCUUCUUGCCUAAACAAUCAACUGGUAUAUGUGGACUGCAAGAAAGGUACCAUGGUCCAGGUGGACAGUUCUCAGAGGAUGCUAAGAAUUGCAGACCCAGAUUCAAGAUACAGUGGAUUCUACAGCAUGCAGAAACAGAACAACCUACAGGCAGAUAAUUUCUAUCAAACAGUUUGAAGAAUUGCACCCCUACCGAGAAUUAAAGAAAGAGAAAGAGAGAGAGAGAGAGACUAAGUCUGCUAUUAAAAUAAAACUAGAAUUGUGCACUUGCUUAGUGGAUUGUAUUGGAUUUGUGACUACAUGUACAGCUCUUAAGACCUUACUGGGAUGAGCUCUGACUCCUGCAAUGUGCCAGAAAAAGCAUUCCCACUUUUCCUUGAGAUAACUGACCAAGUGUUUUCUUAGAACCAAAGUUUUAAAACUUGUUAAGAUGUAUUUGCUUGUAACAUAGCUAUAGAGGUUUUUUGGGAGGGGGAAUCAGGGGCUAGGAGUAGAGGUCAAAGGAAGCUUCAGAGAAAAGAAGCUGGUCAGGCUUGGCUGGAGAAGAAAAUGAAUAAAAAAUACUGCCGAGCAGCAGGAUAGUGGUUUCUCUUGUUGCUCUGAAAUUGCAUCUGUUGCAGCAAAGCCUAACCCCAGGU
This is a messenger RNA of Chaetura pelagica (chimney swift), 3566 nucleotides long. RefSeq names its product cysteine rich transmembrane BMP regulator 1 (chordin-like) (gene CRIM1). Gene Ontology annotation, cellular component: extracellular region. Bases 1 to 3105 code for a protein of 1034 amino acids. The record is from RefSeq and is a predicted model, not a curated record. Gene Ontology annotation, molecular function: serine-type endopeptidase inhibitor activity; protein binding. NCBI's taxonomy places the organism in Eukaryota, Metazoa, Chordata, Aves, Apodiformes, Apodidae. The transcript has 19 exons.